CCACCCUCCGUCGCGUUGGUAACGCGUUGCCACGACUCUCCCCUCGACCCCACCAGUCACCAAAACUCUAUAUAACGCCAUUGCUUUCGCCACCCCACCCUCAUCUCGAAUCCAAGGCCAAGAAGAGAGGAGACUUCUAGCAGAAAUUUAGCCAUCGAAGAUUUCUCUGUUUGUAUUGUUCUUAUUUGGUGUGUGUGAGUGAAGUUUCUGGGGAGGAUGGCGGAGGAGCACAAGCAGGAGGUGGAGGGGGAGGUGAAGGAUAGGGGGUUGUUCGACUUCAUGGGGAAGAAGGAGGCCGAGGAGAAGAGAGAAGAGGACGUUCUGGGCACCAAGGUGGAGAAGGUUCAUAUAGAGGAAGAGAAAGAGGAGAAGAAGGAGAGCUUGUUUGAAAAGCUCCACCGGUCUCACAGCACCAGCUCUAGCUCGUCAAGUGAUGAGGAAGAAGUCGAGGGCGAGAACAAAGAGAAGAAGAAGAAGAAGAAGGGAUUGAAAGAGAAGAUCGAGAAGAAGAUUGGUGGUGAAAAGAAGGAAGGUGAAGAAGAGGAGAAGAAGCCGGCCGUGGUCGAGCAGGAGGUGGCGGUCGCCGCCGUGCCCACCGAAGGUGAGGACACUGCAGUCAAGGUGGAGAAGGUGAACGAGAGUCUUAAAGUGGAGGAAGCCCCAGAGGAGGAGAAGAAAGGUUUCCUGGACAAGAUCAAAGAGAAGCUCCCCGGCCACCACAAGAAGCCUGAGGAGGCUGCCGCCGCCGCCGCCCCCCCUGCGGCCCCAGCUGCAGAGUGCACCGGCCAUGAGAAGGAGCAUGAAGCUGAUGGACAAGAUGGGAAGGAGAAGAAGGGCAUACUGGGGAAGAUCAUGGAGAAGAUACCCGGCUAUCACAAGAAUGGUGGGGAGGAGAGUGAGAAGACUAGUGGCAGCCCCUAGAAGAAAAGCUUAUUGAUAUAUAUCUUUGAUGUUUGUUUUCUGCUUUUGCUGUUUAUCAUGAAAUGUUUUGGGUUUGUCAAUGUUUGUUUGUUGGGUUGGUAGUUUGCUGGUCCCUCCUUGUUGGAUAUGUGCUUAGGUAUGUACUUCCUAUUUGAUGUAAUUUUUUGCCAGUCGGCAAGAAGGACAUGGGAGUAUUGAUGUACUUGCUUCAUUGUGCACGCAUACCUAUUAGUGAUAUGAUUGUUUAGUAUGUUUAUGUUUA
Messenger RNA from Phoenix dactylifera (date palm), 1183 nucleotides. RefSeq names its product dehydrin COR410-like. Gene Ontology annotation, cellular component: membrane; cytosol. NCBI's taxonomy places the organism in Eukaryota, Viridiplantae, Streptophyta, Magnoliopsida, Arecales, Arecaceae. Gene Ontology annotation, biological process: cold acclimation; response to abscisic acid; response to water deprivation. The record is from RefSeq and is a predicted model, not a curated record.